Molecule: messenger RNA, 2322 nt
Organism: Colletotrichum truncatum
Lineage: Eukaryota; Fungi; Ascomycota; Sordariomycetes; Glomerellales; Glomerellaceae
Product: IBR domain-containing protein
Biological process (GO): positive regulation of proteasomal ubiquitin-dependent protein catabolic process; protein polyubiquitination; ubiquitin-dependent protein catabolic process
Cellular component (GO): cytoplasm; ubiquitin ligase complex
Molecular function (GO): ubiquitin conjugating enzyme binding; ubiquitin protein ligase activity; zinc ion binding
Source: RefSeq, a predicted model, not a curated record
AUGUCUACUUCCACAGCGACCAUCGUCGGAAUGGAAGCGGCCACUUCGAUGCAUACCCGCCUGGAGGGUUAUGACGGCUUCUACAGCGACUCAUUCUUGACCUUACAAGACUUCGAGGUGAGGAAGAAACCAGUAAACAGCUCCAUCAAGGUCAAAGUCGACGCUGUUCCCGAACCUCCUGCCCGUUCUGCCCCUCCUGUUCCUCCUGCUGGAGUCUCCGCCCCGGAAACGAACGUCACCGAUGCAAGUAACGAUACAACGGACGAUGUCGAUUGGGAAAAGUACAACCCACCGGCUGCGCUUACGUCUGCACCGAACGUCACCAGCGAAAUACUUCUUGAAGUCUUGCAGACCUCUAUUGACAACAUAAAGGCUAGGAUCGCUGAGGACAACAAGCGUCGACAGCUCGAAGAGGAAUUAAGAAUACGGGAAGCUGAAGAACUUGCUUCUAAAGAAGCCGAAGGCAAGGCAAAAGAGCCGUAUCUGCCCAUCAUCGUACUUCCGGAAGAAGCCGAGGCUUCCGCUUGCCAAAGCAAAGAGAAUGAUGACGAUAUCAAGUUGUUUCCGGCGUUUAAGAAUAACGGCGAGGGCAGUUCAUCACCAGGACUGAUUGUAUUGCCCAUUCGACCCAAGAAGAGGAGCCGGUUCGCUCUGACGAGAAUCUUGCAAAAGAUGAGUGAAAAGGAGGGAGUCAAGCCUUCGUCCUCGAGGAAUCUGUUUCGAUUUGGCGGAGAUUCUAGCAAAACAAGCAUCGAAACGCCGUCUGACGAAAACAAGACAUCUCAGAGCAAGCAGAACCAUAGUCCUGACGUCGAGUGUGUGUCAUGUCUGGACGACUUUGCGCCAAAAGAGACUGUCAAAGUUGUCUGCCACAGCUACUGCCAUGACUGCUUUGAGCGUCUCAUCGCGACAGCCUGCCAGAACGAACAGCAGUGGCCGCCCAAGUGCUGUCUAAAUGACAUUCCUUUCCGCACCAUUCUGCGUUAUGUGUCCAAGGACCUGGGCAAGACUUACAAGGAGCGCUCUGAUGAGUGGAAGAUUCCCAUUGGUGACCGCCUGUAUUGUAGCCAGCCAGACUGUAGUCUCUGGAUUAAACCGGACCAAGUGAACCCGGGCCUCCGCGUCGCUCGCUGCACCAAUGGCCAUUGGAGCUGCACCAUCUGCCGCGGCCCUCAGCACGAUAAUUCGAAUUGCCCCCAGGACCGAGACAUGGCUCUUACCAACGCACUUGCGGAAGAAGAGGGCUGGCAGCACUGCUCUCAGUGCCAGGCGCUCGUCGAGCACCGAGAAGCGUGCCAGCACAUGACAUGCAGGUGCGGACACCAAUUUUGCUAUGUUUGCGGGCGGAAGUGGAGAUCGUGCAGCUGUACCAUGGACCAGCUUACCGCCAUCAAGGCUGGGGCUGCUACCAGACGGGAACAGAGGAGGCAGAGAGAGCUCGAUGCCGAGGCUGAUCUGCGCGACGCUCUGCGCCAGAUUGAGGAAUUCGAACGCGAGGAGGCGCUGAAGGCGGAACUUCUAAGACAGGAGAUGGAGAGGCAAGAGGAGGAGCGUCGGCAGCGCGAACUUGAGGAGAGAGUGCGAUUGGAAAGUUUGCGGCGGCACGAAGUUGAGAUCAAGUACCAGGAGCUACGAGAGCUGCUUGACCAGCUACAUGAUUUGCAGGAGGUGAUGGUUAGGUACCAGCAUGAUAAGGAGGUGGAGAUCUCGGCACACGAAGCUUCUACCUCAACGGCCGAGCUUCUGGCCAAGCAGGAGGCGGAGCUGGUUGCCUUGGAGGAAAAGGUUACACAGAAAAUGGCUGCCAAGGAACAGACUCUCGCCAGCGAAUAUGGUCGUCGGGUUCUGGAGGAAAAGAACACGGAAGACACGUACCUACGACAGCUGGAGAGCUUCUUUGCUGACAAGCCCUCGAGCGAGGAGCGCAUCAACGAACUGAUGCGUAACUUUCGUAAAAGGAUGGAUAAGGGGUGGCGGGCAUGGAGCAAGUGGCGGGAUGACGAACUCGCCAGAUACAGCCUCAAGGUAGAGGAGGAGCGGACGAUUCGCGAGGAGGUCAUGUAUAGUAUCAAGCAGCGGCAUGAGGAGAAUGUGGAGGAGAGCAAGAAGGAGACUACCAGAAGACAAGCAGCGGAGCUGCAGUGGGUGACGCUUGUGGUCGCUGAGAGGGCGCGGCUGCUGGCCGAGAUGGAGACCACAGAGCUGGACGAUGGAGCAGAAAGCUUCUUCAGUCUCAGCGACGAAGGUGACACGACGGAGGAGACCUCUGCAGGGGCUGCAGCAGCCUCGAGUAGCUCACAAGAGGUCACGCGAGAGAGUUGA